AAAAUAUAACAAAGACGGAGUAAUAGAUACUCAGAGAGAGUCUCGAGAACUGAGCACACAAGCAACUACCUACUCUCUACUCCGCGCUCCCUCUCUCCACCAAUGCAAAACUCGCAUCCUGUUUGGUUUAGCUAAACUAGGGUUUUGUUCUCUCUUCUUUUACAUAAAAAAAAGAAGCCUCCUUCGAAGCAGAAGACAUUUUCUGCCAAAGAUUUCCUCUGAAGAACUGCAGGUGGUGUGGGCCAGGUGGGGUUUCAAGAAGAGGACUUUUAGUGAAGGAGAUAGAAGCCAUGAUGCAGACACCAAAAGCGAAAACCAUCUCUUUGGAAGUGCCUCGGAAGAAAUCUCCUGCAACACCUCGAACUCGGCAACUCAAGACACCUGGAGCAGAAACUGACUGUGUCUCUCCAAAUCCAGCAAGUAGGACCCCAAAAGACAGAAGCCCUAAAGUCACUGAAAGGAAAUCACCACGAAGUCCAGCAACUGAGAAGAAGCGCCCAAGCAAAAUAUCAGAAUUGGAAUCACAGCUUGCACAACUCCAGGAGGAUCUGAAGAAGGCAAAAGAGCAACUGAACACUUCAGAGUCAUGGAAGAGGCGUUCCCAGCAGGAAGCUGAAGAUACCAAGAAGCAGCUUUUAACCAUGUCAGUGAGACUCGAGGAAUCACAACAUCAAUUGAUGGAGCUUUCUAGUUCUGAAGAUGUCCGUGUUCAAGAGCUCCGUAAAAUCUCCCAUGAUCGUGAUAAAGCUUGGGAGUCUGAACUGGAGGCUGUACAGAAACAGCACUCUAUUGAUUAUUCAGCCUUGGCUUCUGCCAUGAAUGAAACCCAGAGGCUCAAAACUCAGCUGGAAAUGGUAGUGGAAUCUGAAGCUUCCCAAACAAAACAUGUGGAGUCAGUGCAUGCUGAAUUAAAGGGGUUGAGGCUGGAACUAACUGAAACUCUCUCCCUUGUUGAAAAAAUGAAAAUUGAGCUCAGUGAUACCAGGGAAUCUGAAGCUCAAGCCCUAGAACUUGCUAGUAAAACUCAAAAGCAAUUGGAAGAAGCAAAUGCAACUGCAGAUAUGCUGCAGGCUGAUGGCGUCAAAGCCAUGGAGGCUUACAGAUCCUUAUCAUUGGAGCUGGAACAAUCAAGAGCUCAAGAACAAUCUUUAGAGGAACUUGUGAGUAAAUUGCAAGCAGAUCUGGCAAAUGUCAGUGAGAAAACAGUCGAGAAUCCUACAGGGGAUGUUCAAGUUUCACAUGAAAGUGUAGAAAAUGAGGAAACAAAACAGCUCGAAGCAGAGAUGAACCUUUUGAAAAUUGAAGUAGGUCAGUUGAAAUCCUUACUAGAAGCAACCGAGACACGGUGCCAGGAAGAAUAUAUUCAAAGCACAUUGCAGAUUAGAAGUGCUUAUGAGCAAGUUGAAUGUACAAAGUUGGAAUCAGGCCAAAGAGAGGCUAAAUUGGAAACAGAAUUGAAGAAAGCCAAAAAUAAUAUUGAAGAGUUGAGGGCUAACCUGAUGGAUAAGGAAACUGAAUUGCAGGGCAUUUCUGAGGAGAAUGAGGGACUGAUGUUGAAGAUUAAGAAAAAUCAGCCAAGUGAGAGAGAAGCUGAACUUGCAAUGGGGAUGAAGAAUUUAGAGCAUGAUCUGGCAGAGUUGAAGGCAAGUUUGUUGGAUAAGGAAGCGCAGUUGCAGAGAGUAGCUGAGGAAAAUGAAACACUCAGGACAGAAAUCAAGAAAGGGGAAAUAGAGCAAAGUAAAGUUAAUGAUGAAGCUGUUGCAAUGGCAGAAACUGCAAGGGCUUCAGAACAUGAAGCUCUAAUGAAACUUGGUUAUCUGACAGAGGAAGCAGAUAAAAGUAGCAGAAGAGCAGCACGGAUGACUGAGCAACUGGAUGCAGCCCAGACAGCGAACACAGAAAUGGAGGCUGAAUUGAGGAGGUUAAAGGUGCAGGCAGACCAGUGGAGGAAGGCCGCUGAGGCAGCUGCUGCUAUGCUUUCAACUGGGAACAAUGGUAAAUUUGUAGAGAGAACAGGUUCACUUGACAGCAACUAUAAUCCUAUUGCUGGAAAUAUGGGUUCACCUUGCUCUGAAGAUAUGGAUGAUUCGCCAAGGAAGAAAAACAGGAACAUGCUGAAGAAAAUUGGGGUCUUGUGGAAGAAGGGUCAGAAGUAGCCAGGCUUUACUGGCAGGUUACAACGCAUUUUAUGGUUGUUUCAUCAGUUCGAAUACUUUCUCUCAUCUCUUAAUGUUCUUGUUCAUAUAAAUUGCAGGUGCUGGUUGGUAGCAGCCAAGUUUAGUAUGAUGGAUAAAUUUGUUUCAAAGACUAGGCUCUUUUGAAGACUGCUGUAUAGUUUCGUGGAAACUGGUGAAUUUCAGGGGUUCCAUUUUGUUUCAUCUGAUGGUCGCAGUGGCUUUUGAUUUUCCACUAGAUAUCAUCUAGUUCACUGCACGAAGCAGUUGAUCUUUGCUAGUACGGCAUCAGCAUGAAUUAUGUAUUGAUUUGGAAUCUGAAAAAAAAAAACAGGGACACGCAUGUAUUGUAUUAUCGGAGAUACUCCAAGUUUACUUCGGCUGAUGAUUAUGUGUUUCUUGUACAA
Populus trichocarpa (black cottonwood) is the source of this 2581-nucleotide messenger RNA. RefSeq names its product interactor of constitutive active ROPs 2, chloroplastic. NCBI's taxonomy places the organism in Eukaryota, Viridiplantae, Streptophyta, Magnoliopsida, Malpighiales, Salicaceae. The coding region runs from base 291 to 2156 and encodes 621 amino acids. The transcript has 4 exons. The record is from RefSeq and is a predicted model, not a curated record.